AUGAUUUCAUGUACAUGGGUGGAGGCGAUUCCCACCCGAACCGAUGAUGCUAAUGUGGUUCUUUCUUUUGUUCGAAAUAACAUUAUUUGCCGCUUUGGAUCAGCACGAACAAUCGUGAGUGAUCAAGGCUCAUAUUUUUGCAACAAAAGAAUGAUAAGGUUAAUGAAGAAGUAUGGCAUCAUCUAUAAAGUGGCCACGGCAUACCACCCACAAACGAAUGGCCAAGCCGAGGUCUCCAAUCGGGAAAUAAAGUGCAUAUUGAAAAAUGUUGUGAAGCCUCACAAGAAAUAUUGGAUUUCUAAGCUCGUUGCUGCGCUUUGGGCCUACCAGACGGCCUAUAAGAUGCCAAUUGGUAUGAGGCCGUUUCGGUUGGUCUAUUGGAAGGCUUGCCAUCUACCGGCGAAGAUAGAGCAUAAAGUAUAUUGGGCCGUAAAAGAAUGCAACACUGGAUUUGGGGUUGGAUUCGAAAGGAAGUUAUAG
Molecule: messenger RNA, 480 nt
Organism: Arachis ipaensis
Lineage: Eukaryota; Viridiplantae; Streptophyta; Magnoliopsida; Fabales; Fabaceae
Source: RefSeq, a predicted model, not a curated record